ACGAGUUCUUAAUUGACCGGAUGUAGCAUGAGCAUAGUCCAUGAUCGUUAAAUCAGCACUCCUAAUCGCAAUCGACUGGCAUUAAAAUGAAAGCGUUGGCCUCAUAUACUUUAAUCUGGACACUUUGGAUUACCUUCCACUCUUGCGUAAAUUGUGAGGAGCGUAAUUUUCGCAUAAGGAUGGAUGAGUUUUCAGUAAAAUAUAGGUUACGCGAUCUGAUCGAUUAUAUCGAUUUUCGCAUCGUUAAUAUUAACAAUCGAACCUAUGUUGACGGUGGGAUGAUUUUAAAGUCUGAUGUGGAGGAAUUAGUUAUGCACACAAGUAUGGAUUACUGGCAGGCCUCAAAUAAAAAGAAAAUGAAGUUGUACGAUGGUCGAUUAGAUGCUUGUCUAUUUCUGAGAACUGCUCACCGUUUUGGAUUGUUCCAAAUUUACGUAAAAAGCUUUAAAAAACACACGAAUGCCAAUCUUGCUUGUCCCUUAAAAUCGAAUUACAACUAUACGUUGACAAAGUGGCACAUGGAUGAGAAUGAUCUACCUCCGUUUGUUCCAUUUGGUAAAUUUCGCACAGUCACUGAAUAUUUUACACAAGACCGGCUGGUAUUGCGAAUUAUCACUCAAGGAAAAGUAGUUGCCAAUAAGUAUAACUAA
This is a messenger RNA of Drosophila gunungcola (fruit fly), 650 nucleotides long. RefSeq lists its product as uncharacterized. The transcript has 2 exons. NCBI's taxonomy places the organism in Eukaryota, Metazoa, Arthropoda, Insecta, Diptera, Drosophilidae. The record is from RefSeq and is a predicted model, not a curated record. The coding region runs from base 87 to 650 and encodes 187 amino acids.